AUGACUCUGGGGAUCCAUAAAGAGAACAAGUCGCGACUAAGGUCGUUUAGUGGGAACGCAGGGUCUCUUUUGGGGCUUAACAAGCGGAAGAAUAAGCGUAAGGAGAAAGAAAGAGAUAAGAGUUCUCAGUUGCAGACUGGUGAGACUCCAGAGCGAAUUGACGAGGUGAGUGAUGAUUUAUCCGACGGGAGUAGUGAUAAGGUGUUUGUGACUCAAGGUAGUGACGAUGACAGCGAUAUUGCCGGCACAGUUCGGACUGUUAGAACAGCACAGAGACAAUCACCGCAGAAGCAAACACCCCACAAGCACAAGCAGCGGUAUAGCGAUGGGAAUAUAAAUGCGAGUACUGUUUCGAGUGAGAUCAGUAAGCCGAGCUCGAGAUCGCUGAAGAUUUCAACUUCUCUGGCAAAGCUUCAACGCAAGGAAUUAUCGCUGAAUGAUCUGACGUCCCACGCACAAAGCAAUGGCGAGCGUGAACGUGAACGUGAACGUGAUAGAAACGAUCGUAGUAGGUCCACAGACGCUUUCAAUCAAACCGCGAUAUCAAGCGGUGAGAAUACCGAUCCGCUAGGGUCCAGAUUACGUGAUACCGAGGGGAAAAGUCAUUCUGAUGUUCCCUCGACGACCCUGUUUACAAAGUUCAAAUCAUCAAAGACUGAACACCUGACACCUUCUAAAACUAGGAUUGAGGAUACAGAAAGUGGGAUUUUAUCAUCUCUUGUUUCUGCAGCCCACAAUGCCGCAAACCACUUGAUUCCAAAAAAUUCGUUGAAAAGUGCCGGCAGUUUGCACGAUGAAUCGCCCGAUGCUUCGGACAAGCUUCACUCCACUACAUCAUCUGCAGGUGUGGAAACGCCGUUGGAAUCUUUUCACCAUUCUAGCUCCUUUUUAAAUCAUCUGGACUUUCUUUUAGCUGCAAGUCCAAAUAACGAGUUGAUGCUGAAAAGGACAACAACUCUAGACACACUGCACACUUCAGACUCAUCAAACUCUUCGUUUUCACAGCAGUUGACAAGUCCCUCUUCAGCAGCUCCACUAAAUGAUGAUGAAGAGUUGGAAACUUACAAUAGCGAUGAGCUAGGAUCCAUGGGAACGUCUAUAGAAAAGGUCAAAUUCCAUUCGAUUAAGCAAGAUGGCGCUAGCCCCGCUAUUUCCACAUUUGGAAGAGGAAAUCUAACCUUAGAUGCCUUUGAUAACCAAAACAAAUCAAAUGGAAUCGAAUACAAUCUUCCAAACGUUCUCAUAAAUGACCAUCCGGCUAUGAAUGCAAAGUCCCCUUCUCAAAUGUCCUUCCAAAAUUUUGAGAAUGGUACAGACCAAAAUUUGGGCAACACGGCUAAUAAUAAUAACAAUAAUAAUGAUAAUAACAAUACUAAUAGUAAUAAUAUUAAUAAUAACACUACUAUCGCUGCUUCUAAUCCUCCUGAUAGUAUCCCUUCUGAGGCUUCCUCGGUUGAUGUCAGACCAAGAACACCACGGACAUCGAAAAAACGUCCCGAAGGUCUGCGAGAACUCACAAUGAGGUCCUUGUCUCCAGCUGCAGCCACUAGAUUAAUAAAGGCACCAUUUAGAAAUUCAUUUUCUGGAAGAAAUAUGACAAGAGGAAAUAGCAUUUCGAGAUCGAAUGAUAAUGCUCAGAAAAGACUCUCAACAUCAGACAUCCCAACAAAUAAAACCUUUGAACAGCCGGAAUUACAGGGGAUCGAAUACGCAAGCCCCAAACGAAACAGCGAAUUCCACUCAAUAUUCAAAGACACAGUGGUGUCACCUACUGAAAGACUCAUUGCUGAUUAUAGCUGUGCUUUAUCAAAGGAUAUCCUCAUUCAGGGACGAUUGUACAUUUCUGACAAGCAUUUGUGCUUCUAUUCAAAUAUUUUAGGAUGGAUGAAAUCUGUCGUGGUUCCCUUUAAGGAGAUAGCACAGAUAGAACAAAAGAAUACAGCAAUACUAUUCCCGAACGCUAUCUCAAUUCAGACAUUGCAUGAUAAAUACCUGUUUGCUUCCUUCAUCUCCAGAGAUGCAACAUUUGACCUAAUCAUGGAUAUUUGGAACCAAACCAUUAUUAACAAACAACUGAAACCUAACAACGGGAGAGCUGGAUCUAUGGAGUUUUCCCGUGACGACAUAAUGUCAAACAGUGAAGCUUCUAGUAUGAACUUUAACGACGAAGAUGAUGUUGCCGGUGUUUCAAAUGAUCUUGUUUCCACAACUACUCGUGAUUAUUAUAGCGAGGACGAUGAAGAUGAUGAGAGUGAUGGUUUGGAUGAUAUAGAUUCACAAGAAAUGACAUCUGAUUCAGAAGAAGGAUCUUCUAAUUUGGGAACUUCUGAUCAAAAGCGUACUGGACUAUCGAAGACUUCCAGUACUCAGAGUGCUAAUGUGAUUGGACCUCUGCAACAUGCACCAACAACACCAGAUUAUACUCCUAAAGAAAACGAACGUGAAAUGGGUGAAGCAACUUUCAAUGCUCCCCUCGGAACUGUUAUCAAUUUGUUGUAUGGAAAUGAUACUAAGCACUUCGGACGCAUAUUGAAGGCUCAAGGUAACUAUGACAUUUCUCCUAUAGAAGAAAUGUUACAGGCCAAAAAGCGGGAAUACAUUUACACAAAACCAAUCUCUGGAAGUAUUGGGCCUGGUAAAACAACCUGCUUUAUUGAUGAAAACUUUGACAAGUUUGACCUCAAUAAGUAUGUACAGGUAACACAAGCCUCGAAAACACCUGAUAUACCUUCGGGAAACUCUUUUGUUGUCAAGACAGUAUUUUUAUUCUCUUGGGCAGAGAACAACACUACGAAAAUGAAAGUAUAUGCUUAUGUUGACUGGUCUGCUAAGAGCUGGAUCAAAGCAGCAGUUGAAAAAGGUACCUUUGACGGGGUUAAAUCAUCUACCAAGGUGUUCAUUUCUGAACUAGAAAAUAUUAUCGAAGAAAAUAGAGGUAAGAGUAGUCCUUCAUCUGCAUCACAAAAGCUGAAAGAUGUAGAAGUGGAGGAAGUUGUUUCAUCUCUACCUUCAAUGUCACCAAAGGAGCAUGAACCAACAGCCUGUACGUUCGAUAAAUCAAGCGGAUAUGAGAUAAUUGAUGAUAAGAUAAAUUUGAAGGCUCCUGUCGGCACCAUUUUCCAGCUUAUAUGUGGUGAUGACACAUCAUAUGUGAGAAGAAUACUAGAAAGGCAAAAGAACUUUGAUAUAUCAGAGAUACCUCCUUUCAAAGAUAAAACAAGAAAGUACUCAUACACUAAACCACUUUCAGGACCGAUAGGGCCAAAACAAGCCAAGUGCUUCAUAGAGGAGAAGAUCGAGUCUGACGAUAUCAAUACUUGUAUGGUUCUUGAACAGAUAUCGCGGACACCAGGCAUCCCAUCUGGUAAUUCGUUCGAAGUUCAUACUAAGUUUUAUUUCUCAUGGGGAGAAAAGAACUCCACCAACAUGCUUGUGGCUACAAUUGUGGAAUGGAGUGGUAAAAGUUGGAUCAAAUCUGCUGUCGAAAAGGGUUCCAUAAGUGGUCAAAAGGCUGGUAUGCAAGAUAUGGUUGCAGAAUUGAAGGAUAUUCUAGCGUCCGCAACCACUGUUACUAAACGUAGGACAACAGGGCCUAAGAAAAAGGUGGAGAGAACAAAAUCUAAACGGAAGACAAUCACAACUCCACCAGUGGAAGAACACGAGGAAACUGGGGUAAUGGCAAUUGCAGAACAAAUUGGUAAUGUGUUGAAGGACCUUGUUUCUGAUUUACCUCCCGGUGUUUUUAUCAUUGGUGCAUCCAUUAUUUUCAUAUUCUUAUACGUCAUUCCUAGAUUGUAUUCAGGUGUUUUCCCUGCCGCCCAAACGCCACAUUUCAUCGACUCGAAUACAAUUUCUAUGGAUGGCCAAGAGUACUACAUUAUUCCAUCAGUCGGUAAUCGUGCAAUGAUGAACAGACGCUUCACGAACGACAAGCGAGACAAUAAAUAUGUAACUGACUCGGAAUACGACAUAUGGAAAUGGAUCGAUUCCCAUAGUGGAAAAAAUGCAAAUGUAGCAAAUUCCAGCGAAGAGUUUAGCAGUUACUUUAAAUCGAAUGAUGAACCUAAUUUCGAUAAAGCAACUGAGCAUGAAAAACAGUUCUUGAAUGAAAUCAUUCGAAUAACAGAACAAAGGCUUUCAAAGCUUAAACAAGAGGCUAAUAUGGUGGAUUCGGAAGUAUGA
Messenger RNA from Kluyveromyces marxianus DMKU3-1042, 4182 nucleotides. It is a transcript of the gene YSP2, whose product is annotated as Ysp2p. Gene Ontology annotation, molecular function: sterol binding; sterol transfer activity. The transcript has a single exon. The record is from RefSeq and is a predicted model, not a curated record. Lineage: Eukaryota; Fungi; Ascomycota; Saccharomycetes; Saccharomycetales; Saccharomycetaceae. The coding region runs from base 1 to 4182 and encodes 1393 amino acids. Gene Ontology annotation, biological process: intracellular sterol transport. Gene Ontology annotation, cellular component: cortical endoplasmic reticulum; plasma membrane; endoplasmic reticulum membrane.